UAGGGGGGGCUUUGCCCGAAACAUUGAAAGGGCCACAUUCUCAACAACCAAUGAUUACACAAUUUUAAAAUUCUAACCAGCCAAAAAUUUCGAAAGCGCCAUCUGAUAGGAGAAGAAAUAUUUCUGGCUAGCAACGCCGAUUGCACGAUGGUGUUAAUUUCUACGGUGUUCCGAAGAAGGUCUAUAUCGCCGAAAUCAAAGCUUAAUGUAAAUGACUUUACGAGCCAUUGAAAUAAAAUUUGCAGAAGACGUUAAGAAAUGCCAUAUUAAGAUGAAAAACCGUUACGACGACAUACUAUGUAUAUUUAAAUUUUGAUAAAUAUUACGACUGUACAGAUUAAGCUCGUCACCCCGUUAUAGAGGCAUGCUGAAGCAAAAUGACGGAAUUUGUGGAAGGUUGGAUUUUAGGACACACAUUAGGAGAAGGUGCUUAUGGCGAAGUUAAGUUAGUUAUAAAUAAGACUACGGGCGAAGCUGUUGCUAUGAAAAUGAUAGAUGUACAAAGACAUCCAGAUGCUCGACAAUGUGUGAGAAAAGAAACUACUAUUCAUAGAAUGUUGUCAAAUCCUAAUAUUAUACAGUUUUUUGGAAAGCGCAGCGAACCAACCAUGGAAUAUAUAUUUUUAGAGUAUGCUUCUGGCGGAGAACUUUAUGAUAGAAUUGAACCUGACAUUGGUAUGCCGACCUAUGAAGCUCAGAGAUAUUUUAAACAAUUAAUUAAUGCAGUUGAAUAUCUACAUAGUCGAGGAGUUGCGCAUAGAGAUCUCAAACCAGAAAAUUUAUUAUUAGAUGAUAAUGAUAAUUUAAAGAUUACCGAUUUUGGAUUAGCAACCAUUUAUCGUGUACAAGGAAAAGAACGUACUUUAGAAAAAAAAUGUGGAACAUUACCGUAUGUGGCACCAGAAGUUCUUGUGCAAGCUUAUUAUGCUGAACCUGCUGAUAUUUGGUCUUGUGGUAUAAUUCUGGUGUCCUUACUUUGUGGAGAACUGCCUUGGGAUCAAUCCUUGGCAGAAUGCCCAGAGUAUAUGGCAUGGAGGAAUGGAAAAUACAUGUCACUUACACCAUGGAAAAAAUUGGAUAACUUAGAAUUAUCUUUAAUCAAAAAAAUCCUUGCACACGUACCAUCUACUAGAUAUACAAUAAAAGAGAUUAAAAAUCAUCGAUGGUUUCUUUUGCAACUGGAAAAAGAUGAUUUAAGUAGUAGAUAUAGUGUGCCUGCUAGGAACUGUACUCAAACAGAUGGAGAAAAUCCAUCAAGAUCUUGUUUAUCACAACCUGACUUAGUUGGGGAGGAAAAUGUUAAUAUUGGGAAUAUGAGAUUAGAUGAAAGAUCAGGUUUCUCAUUUUCUCAACCUGCUCACAUUGAAGAUUUGCUACUUUGUACUCAACCAAUGCAAUGUACUGCGCAUGCAAGUCAACAAACACCUUUCCAACAACUCGUAAGACGUAUGACUAGAUUUUUUGUGACAACAGACUUCGAAAUGACAGUAAAGAGAUUAUUGAAUUGUUUACAAUAUGAGAGUUAUACUUAUCGUAUUAACGAUUUUCGCAUUAUUACUAUAUCAACCGUAGACAAAAGAAAUAUGCCUUUAGUGUUCAAAGCGAACGUUGUUGAAAUGGAUAAUAAAUUAUUGGUAGAUUUCAGAUUGUCAAAAGGUUGUGGUAUUGAGUUUAAAAAAAAGUUUGUUAAAUUUAAAUCUCUCCUCACUGAUAUUAUUUUAAAAGUUCCUGUUACAUGACAUGUGUUACCUAUGUGUAUGGAAAUCAUGACUAGAUAAGAUUUUUUGUGUCUAUUAACAAUGGAAUUUAAUGAUUAUGUUCUUAUAUAUAUUUUUUUUAUAAAAUACUUAUAUGAAGUUA
Vespa crabro (European hornet) is the source of this 1860-nucleotide messenger RNA. It is a transcript of the gene grp, whose product is annotated as serine/threonine-protein kinase grp. The transcript has 8 exons. Gene Ontology annotation, biological process: protein phosphorylation; mitotic G2 DNA damage checkpoint signaling. The coding region runs from base 378 to 1739 and encodes 453 amino acids. Lineage: Eukaryota; Metazoa; Arthropoda; Insecta; Hymenoptera; Vespidae. The record is from RefSeq and is a predicted model, not a curated record. Gene Ontology annotation, molecular function: protein kinase activity; ATP binding. Gene Ontology annotation, cellular component: site of double-strand break; nucleus; cytoplasm.